Molecule: messenger RNA, 2154 nt
Organism: Lytechinus variegatus (green sea urchin)
Lineage: Eukaryota; Metazoa; Echinodermata; Echinoidea; Temnopleuroida; Toxopneustidae
Product: WW domain-containing oxidoreductase-like
Exons: 8
Coding region: 44-1276 (410 amino acids)
Molecular function (GO): protein binding
Source: RefSeq, a predicted model, not a curated record
CUGUCGAUCCGAAUGUAAUAGGAACGGAAUCGAUCGCUAUACAAUGGCAGCCCCAAGCACCCUCAUCGACACGGACAGCGACGAAGAACUGCCUGCUGGCUGGGAAGAGAGGAGUACAGGGGAUGGUCGAGUAUAUUAUGCUAACCAUCAAGAUCAGACAACAAGUUGGAAUCAUCCUCGCACUGGGAAAAGGAAACGGAUCACUGGAGAACUUCCAUUUGGGUGGACUAAGGCAGUUGAUGACAAAGGAAGACAAUUUUUUGUUGACCAUUUGAACAAGAGAACAACAUACACAGAUCCCCGCCUUGCCUUCGCCAUGGAAGAGAGCCCAGAUCCGACAAAGCUAGCCCAGCGGUUUGAUGCAUUCAGCACGGCUUUGCAUGUAUUACAAGGGAGAGAUCUCAGUGGACAGUAUGCUAUUAUUACUGGAGCUAACUCGGGCAUAGGAUUUGAAACUGCUCUGUCAAUGGCAUUGCAUGGUGUUCAUGUUGUCCUUGCAUGCCGGAACCUGAAGAAGGGGAAUGAUGCCGCGUCUAAAAUCAAGAAGAGGUUAGACCAGGCCAAAGUUAUUGUGAUGCAGCUGGAUCUGGCAUCACUUCGGAGCAUUGAACAGUUUGCCCAGAACUACAUGCUGCGUGAUUGGCCCCUCCAUAUGCUGGUCUGCAAUGCAGGUAUUUUUGGUGCACCAUGGGAAUUGACCGAGGAUGGGAUCGAGAUGACCUUUCAGGUCAACCAUGUUGGACAUUUUCACCUGGUCAACCUACUGACCGAGACAUUGAAGAAAUCUGCACCUGCUAGGAUCGUGAUAGUUUCAUCCGAGUCUCACAGGUUUAUAAACUUCUAUUCCAACAAGUUGGACCUUAGUGAGGUAGCCAUGCCAAAGGAAAAGUUCUGGCCCGUCCUCGCCUAUGGUCGUACCAAACUCUGCAACAUUCUCCACAGCAAUGAACUCAAUAGAAGGCUGUCCCCACAUGAUGUGAUAUGCAAUGCAGUCCACCCUGGCAAUAUGAUUUACACGGGGAUCAGCCAAAACUGGUGGCCAUAUAGGAUAUUGUUUAUGAUGGUCAGGCCUUUCACCAAAUCAGUUCAACAAGGAGCAGCUACAUCUAUGUUCUGUGCUACGGCCAGGGAGCUAGAAGGUGUUGGAGGAAUGUACUUCAAUCACUGCUGUGCCUGCAUGCCUUCAGAAGAAGCCCAGAAUAAAGAACUUGCAAUAGCUCUCUGGGAGAAGACAGAGAAUGUUAUCAAAGACGCUCUCUCUAAAAGCACCUUAUAACCAGAACUUUGAGCAUUUUGCUACAUGGAGUCGGCAGAAAUAACCUGUUCUGGAGAAUUCUAUCACUGCUGACAUUUAUCAUUCUCCAUUGACAGACCGUAGUGAGCUGGUACGGGUUCUGUUGUGGUGAUACAGAGCCUGACUUCCAGUGAAAACUUUCACACAGAAAUUAACGGAUCACACAUUAAUUUUCAAAAUCCACUUCUAAACAUCCAAGUGGUAGAAGGUUGAGACAAUGUGAUUUGCUUGAAGACUGACCAAGUGUUUUUUUUUGCCUGAUUCUUGCGAGCAUUAACAAAAAUCAACAUAAAAUUUCAGCUCCACACACAAAUCAAACUAAAUAACCGGAGCAUGCACAUCAUCUGGGGAGCUUGUCGCUGAUCAGUACAGAGAUGUUCCUUCAUCUCUCUUGGGUAAUAUAAUUUCUCAAACCUGUCAGUUGAAGUUUCAAAUUUUAAUCGCGAUAAUCCUUGUCAAGAAUCCGCUUCCGUAAGUUCUUCAGAAUUAAACUGUCUCCUUUGGCCAAACCUUCCUACAAACUGGUUCUGCACAGUGUUCAAGGGGGAGGGGCUCGUUUGCCUUUCAAUGGGUCUCCUUGUAUCUCUCCCUACAUCUCCCACUAACCUCUUCUGGGUAGUCAUUAUAGGUUCCUACUUUGAGGCUUUUGAGUUCCCGCUUGCAAGUUGCCCUCUCCUGUUUCCCAAAUUUCCAAGGAUGAAAUGGAUCAACUUCUUACUGUCUUCACAGCAACAGGAAGUCCACAAUUCCUGCUGAUGUUGCCCUGUCCACAGCAAUGGAAGCAUUAAAGAGAAAUUCCAGUAGUUGCAGUUAACACUGAUUUCAUGAGAAAGUCUGUAAAACAAGGCUUAAUUGCCAGU